This is a messenger RNA of Cuscuta epithymum, 2045 nucleotides long. NCBI's taxonomy places the organism in Eukaryota, Viridiplantae, Streptophyta, Magnoliopsida, Solanales, Convolvulaceae. The record is from the annotation of a GenBank genome assembly.
GAAACGUCCAAAUGCAGCUAACCUUACCGACGCAGAAGCCCAAUGCAUAAGUGCUAAACGCUCGCAGGCCUAUUCAGACACCGACGAAAGUGUGACAGGGAAGUUGGAACGUCGACCGCCAAGCCGCCCGACGCCCACACAGCGACGGUUGCGAGCCCGCGACGCUUGGCCGCCUCCCGACCGGUGCCCGGACCUGCCCAUUUUGAGUGGACUUGCCGCCUGCGUUUCCCAUCCUUCCCAGUUCCCAGAAUCCCAGACUAGCAGCCCCCACGCCCCCGACCUUCAAUUCAGUGCUUUCUGGUAUUCCAGAGAUGGAAGAUAGUAUUGUAAAAGAAGAGACGGCGUUCAGUCUUACACACAAAAAAGAUGAAAGCUUUUGGGAAUGGUAUUCUGAGGUGGUUACUAGAGGUGAAAUCAUUGAACAUUAUGAAAUAUCUGGUCUUUUCACGCUGCGUCCUUGUGCAAUAUCAAUCUGGGAUAUUAUAAAAGGCUUCUUUGAUGCUGAAAUUAAGAAAAUGAAGAUAAAGAACUGCUACUUCCCACUUUUUGUGGCUCCUCUCAAUCAACAAAAACAAAAGGAUCACAUGGAGCAGUUUGAAUCCGUGCUUGCCUGGGUUACAAAAACAGGAGAGUCUGAGGUGGAAAUCCCAUUUGCAAUCCGUCCCUCUAGCGAAGCAAUUAUGUAUCCUUAUUUCUCUAAGUGGAUUAGAAGUCAUCGUGAUUUGCCUUUGAAACUCAACCAAUGGUGCAAUGUUGUGCGCUGGCAGUUCAGCCACCCUACUCCUUUCAUAAGGAGUCAUGAAUAUCUUUGGCAAGAAGGGCACACAGCCUUUGCAACGAAAGAGGAAGCCGAUGAAGAGGUUCUUGAUAUUUCGGAACUGUAUAGAAGGAUAUAUGAAGAGUAUUUAGCUGUUCCCGUCACCAAGGGACAAAAAAGUGAGCUUGAGAAGUUUGCUGGUGGACAAUAUACAACAACUGUUGAGGCUUUUAUUCCGAACACUGGUCAUUGUAUACAAGGUGCAGCCUCACACUGCUUGGGGAACAACUUUGCAAAAGCAUUUGAGAUAUAUUUUGAGAAUACGAAAGGAGAAAAGGAUAUGGUUUGGCAGAAUACAUGGGCAUUCAGUACAAGAGCGAUUGGAGUGAUGAUAAUGGUACAUGGGGAUGAUAAGGGGUUGGUGUUUCCACCAAAAGUUGCGCCAAUCCAAGUGAUUGUCAUUCCUGUGUCUUCCAGGGAGGAUGCCAACUCCCAGGUGAUUUUUGAAGCUUGUGCUGCCACAGUUAAAAAAUUGGUCGAAGCUGGCAUUCGUGUGGAGGCAGAUCUCAGAGAUCACUAUUCUUCUUGCUGGAAAUAUUCCCACUGGGAAUUGAAGGGGGUUCCUCUUAGGAUUGAAAUACAAUCCAAAGACCUUGCCAAUGACCAGGUAAAAGCUGUGAGGCGUGACAAUGGUGCUAAAACUGAUAUUCCGCUGGCUAGCAUAGCUGAUCAAGUUAAAGUUGUGCUUGACGAUAUUCAACAAAACCUUUUUGACAUUGCAAAACAAAAGCGAGAUGCAUGUGUUGAGGUCGUGGAUACCUUGGAUGAGUUUGUGAAUGCUCUAAACAGAAAGAAGGUUGUCUUGGCUCCAUGGUGUGAUGAAGAGGCUGUUGAGAAAGAUGUGAAGGCACAAACAAAAAUGAAAGUGAGCUCAAUAAAAACCAUUUGUUCUCCAUUGGAGCAGCCUGAGCUUAUAAAAGGAAAAACGUGCUUUGCAUCAGACAAACCUGCGAAGAAAUGGACUUACUGGGCCCGAAGCUGUGACAUGAUCGAUUAACAAUGGAUCAGUUGUUGGAUACUUGGAUCUAUGCUAAUUAAUUAAUUUAUUUAUUUAUGAUAAGAGUAAUUUAUUUGUGCUAAUUAGUUAUUCUUUGAUGUGACAAGUCAUAAGUCAUCAUAUAGAGUAUACUUAUUCAAGUAAAAUGAACUUUGUACAUUGCACACAUUUUUACACAAAUUUUCUUUGUCAAAUGAGUUCACGGAAAUAUGUUUCUAUCUAAAAAUCUUU